Molecule: messenger RNA, 3179 nt
Organism: Polistes dominula (European paper wasp)
Lineage: Eukaryota; Metazoa; Arthropoda; Insecta; Hymenoptera; Vespidae
Product: integrator complex assembly factor Brat1
Biological process (GO): positive regulation of protein phosphorylation; cell population proliferation; DNA damage response
Cellular component (GO): nucleus
Molecular function (GO): protein binding
Source: RefSeq, a predicted model, not a curated record
CAAUAAUUAUUAAUAAAUGUUUCUCUAUGUACAAUAAUAAUUCGUUACAUAACAUUUCGUACAUUAUCGAUGCAACGUGGCCAAUGAGAAGAAAGAUUUUUAUAAAUAAGACGUAAUACUACAUUUAUACUGGUCUUGUGCGUGCUUAUAAACUGAUUACAAAAGAAAGAGAAUUUAUUGCAGUGAAUCAGAUAAAAUGGAAUCGUUUGAGAAAGAUAAAAUGGAAUCAUUUGAGACUGAUAAAAAGUUAUUGGAAGUUUUGGAAAUUUUUCUUUCACCAAACUAUAACAUUACUUCUGUAACUUAUCUUGAUCUUCUGUUGACUCACAUAGAAGAAUUACUAAAUAAACAAGCUUCACUAAAUCAACGACAUUAUGAAGUUCUUCAUAAAUGGGUUUUGCAAGCAUUAAACACAUGGGAUUCUAAUAGCAAACCGUCUAGACCCAUAAUAAUAUUUACGUUAAAACUUGUUGGAAUAGUUGCUUCCAAUGAAUUAGAUUUUCACCAAUGGCAACGUUAUAAUGUAUAUGAGAAACUUUGCUCUAUCAUUCAACCUUCCGAUGAACAUUUAUCUGCGUCUGUUAUAAUUGCUUAUACCCAAAUGUUAUCGAAUUUAAUUAAACAUGAAAGUGGUAGAAAAUGGGUACUUCAUUCAGGUGUCUGGAAAGAUAUCGUAAAGUGUGCUCAUAAAAAUUAUACUAUGUACAUUACCCACGAGAGUCAAAAAUUUUUAUGGACUCUUCUCUUACACGAACAAGAAAAUAUUCCUAUUUGUAUGGAAAUUAUAUCAGCUAUAGCUGAUCCAUUAGUAAAAAAUAGUUAUAAUUCUCAAACACAUCAAACUUUAGAAGACAGUUACUUAGAUGAAAACGAAUUUCUAUGUAAUACUUUAGGUUUAAUCACCAGCAUUUUUGAAAACACGCUGUUCAUAAGCAUGGAUAGUAACAUACCGGACUUUUUCGAAGAACUUUACGAAUUAGAAAUGCGGGUUAAAGCACUUUUUGAAGCAUGCAUUGGUACUAGAUUUCUUCAGCAUGUACAUAAACUGUUGUUGUUAUUACUUUUCUUAAAAUUGAAACGUGGAAUCAGAAGUGAUACUAAGGCCAUAGACAAUGACGUAUGGCAAAAAUUCAACUAUGGUAUAUGCUAUAUAUCAAUGAUGCUACUAUCCAAAAAAUAUAUUGUUGAACUUAUUAAAACUAAUAAAUUUUUAAUGAUAUAUUGGAAAAAAUUGCGUACGCUAUGUGAGUUUACCUUGCCAGAACAACACAAAUUUGAGCAUCAAGCAAUAGUGCUAAUGAUUCUACCAUUGUGUAUAUGUGUGAGAAAAGAUCAUAUACAGAAUGAAUUAUUUGAUAUGUUUAUUAAUAAAAUUUUUGAUGUAACGUGUAUGCCAGUGCAAAGAUUAUUGUAUAACAUUAGAGAUGUAAUUUGGAAAAGUGAUUUACCAUUAGAAAAUAUUUGUAAAAUAUCAAUUGAUUUACUUUUAGAAAUAACAAACAUCAUGGACAGGGAUGUAGCAGUUAUUACAUUUCAAACGUUGUGUCAUAUUUUAAAAAAUUAUCUACCAAAUGUACGAGAUGGAAUGAAAAUUUGUUCAUCUUCGGAAUCUAGUAAAACAAAUCUCCCAGACAAUUCAAGAAAAAUAACUUAUAAGUCAAUAUUAGAAGGUGAUCCGAUAGUUGAUAAUCCUAUUUUAUUGGCAUCACUUCUUAAUGGUCUUGCUGUUAUAACAGAAAAGUUUAAAUUGAAAUGGCAAGAAUGCGUUGAAACAAUAUGUCUAUUGUCUCUUGCGCAAGGUAUUUUAAAUCAUCAAGGUAUUUUACCUAUGCUUUGUGUGAAAGCAUUAAAAGUAUGUAAGCUGGCUAUUCAAAACUUUAUGCCACCAAAUUUGGCAUUGCUCGUAGAUUCGGAUAGUCACAUGAAUGAAAUCGGUCCGACAUUUUAUAAAAGAUUACACGAUCCUAAUUGGGAAGUUAGAGAUAGUGUAUUAGAAGUACUAAACACUAUCGCAAUUAUUUCAGAAGAUAAAUAUCCAGCAUUCCAAGAUUUUUUACUUUCUAAUCAAUUUGUAGAAUUGGCAAUUGAUAUUGCAUUGACAGAUGGAGAAAGCUACGUACGAGCGUCCGCUCUAAUUUUUAUUUCGUCUACCAUUCGUAUAAAAAAAUUGUGGGAUGAAAAAUUAUCUUUUUUUAAUUUUCCCGAUAUAAUUAUAAAAUUGUAUAACAAUGAAACUGAAGGUAUAGUUCGAAGAGAAGCCGUAAUUUUAAUGAAAGAAUUAUACAUUUAUAGAAAAUGGUUGAAAAAUACUAUUAGUUGUAUAUCAGAAGUAAUGUCCGUGGCAGCUAUUUUUGAUUUACAUUGGGAAGUUAAAAUAAGUGCAUUAGAAUUUUGGAAACAUUUCAUUAAAUCUCAUUUGAGCGAUCAAGGGAUGUUAGAUGGGUCAUUUCCAAAUGUAACAUUUUCUAAAGAGCAAAGAAAAAUAGUCGCGUUGGAUGAAAACGAAAUAAAACGUAGAUUAAAUAAAGCACUGGAUGAACUUGCGAGACAAAAUUGUUUGGGUGUUUUGUUGGUCACUUUAAAAGACGAUAGCGAUUUUGAAGUCUGUAAAGCUUCAGCAAUGAUUAUAAACAAGUUAAAAACAUUUUUAUUAAAAUAUAAAAUCAAUGAUUCAUUACUCGAAAUAUCCUCACCAAAAGAUAGUGCUGUUAUAGAUAAUUCAUAUGUCAAACAUGUUCAACAAGAUGCGCCAUCAGUUCAAUUGGAAAAACAACCUAGCAAUUCUCAUAACAUCAUCGAUGAAAUUGUAAAUACAAAUGAUGCGAAGCUCUUAGCUAACGUAUAUAGUAAUAAUUCUCAAGAAAAUGAUAACGAAAAUACAGAAAAGAAGAUGUUAAAGUAUAUCUCCCGUGUAACUAAGCAAGACUUUUUAGAUGUUGUAUUUAAUUCCGAUAUUGAUACUUAUAUAGAAGAAAAAAGUCAAUGGUUAAAAGGAUACACUAAUAGUUUGGAAUCUAUUUUGGAUGACAUUUUGACGAUGCAUAAACAAGGAGACGUAAACUCAAUGGACUGUUAUUGAACGAAUAAAACCUUAUCUCACAAGUGCCUUUAUAAAUUGUAUAAAUUGUACAAAAGUAAGCAUUGAUUUCUUUUUUUGAGAUCGAUGAUUCUCUUCAGUA